AUGUUUGCUAGAAGUUCAGUCCAUUAUGGUGCAUCGUUAGCAGUCGUGGGAGCAUUUUUAAUCAAACCUUCGCAAAUCCUGAAUGAACCUAAACGUAGAUUUUACGAAGAUGAAUCGGACGUUAUUCCAGUUCCUGGUACCAUUACACCAUCGCCAGGCACAGAAAUAGAAGCAUUGGGUCCAAACAAGUUAGUUGACGGUAUUUCUGUGCGUUCUACCAGCACACUUGAGUCAUAUUUCAGAGCUAUUAGAGAAUCUGCAGUUCAAGGGAUUAAUCUGGUCCAACACUACAUGAACCAAGGAUACACGAAGUACAACGAAACGGAAAGACAAGUAACGGACACCAUGGCCGAAUUACAUUACAAACCUGAAGAUCUCUUGCCAAGCACCCUUUACAUUGUGAUAGCAACUAUGUCCGGUAACAUCAUGGCACGUCAAAGAGGUCUCAUUGCAAAGACUACAUUCCCAUUGGUAUUAGGGUUAGCAUCGUUCAGAUAUUUCUUGCCACAAACAUUCAAUAAUGUGUCGGGUUUUGUCUGGAACUUAGAGAAAAGGGCCUUACCUGACUUGGCCGAGCAACAACAAUUGGCCCUCGCCAAAGCAGACCAGUUUGUCCAAGGUGUUGAAAAGUCAUCGCAAAGAAACCAGAAACGUUUAGAGGAUAGUGCCAACUCCUUGAGAAAGUCCAUAGCCCAAGUUACUGGUUUAAAUAUAGAUGAGGAAGUCUCAAAAAAAUAA
Messenger RNA from Debaryomyces hansenii CBS767, 738 nucleotides. RefSeq lists its product as uncharacterized. The record is from RefSeq and is a predicted model, not a curated record. NCBI's taxonomy places the organism in Eukaryota, Fungi, Ascomycota, Pichiomycetes, Serinales, Debaryomycetaceae. Gene Ontology annotation, cellular component: mitochondrial crista junction; MICOS complex. Bases 1 to 738 code for a protein of 245 amino acids. Gene Ontology annotation, biological process: cristae formation. The transcript has a single exon.